Pochonia chlamydosporia 170 is the source of this 642-nucleotide messenger RNA. Its product is annotated as SPP30 protein. Gene Ontology annotation, biological process: endoplasmic reticulum to Golgi vesicle-mediated transport. Gene Ontology annotation, cellular component: TRAPPI protein complex; TRAPPIII protein complex; TRAPPII protein complex. The coding region runs from base 1 to 642 and encodes 213 amino acids. Lineage: Eukaryota; Fungi; Ascomycota; Sordariomycetes; Hypocreales; Clavicipitaceae. The record is from RefSeq and is a predicted model, not a curated record. The transcript is spliced from 2 exons.
AUGUCAAAUCUGCAACCCACGGCCUCGGGGCCUCAAGAACCGGGCCUCCGCGUCCCCAGCAACGGCAAAACCAUCUAUCACCGGCCCCUAAACCGCACCAAGACCGCCGAACUAAGCCAAGCCAGCUUCGCCUACCUCUUCAGCGAAAUGGUCACCUACGCACAAAGAAGAGUAAAAGGCAUUCAAGAACUGGAACAACGCCUCAACACGCAAGGACACUCCAUCGGCCUCAAACUCCUCGACCUCCUACUAUACCGCGAGCCACCACGCUCCCAGCUCCGCCCGCUAAGCAUAAUCGCCCUCCUGCACUUCAUCAAGCAGAACGUCUGGCAGCACCUCUUUGGCCGACAGGCGGACCGGCUGGAAAAGUCUAAUAACCCCGACACGCCAGACGAGUACAUGAUUAUCGACAACGAGCCGCUGGUGAACCAGUACAUCAGCGUGCCGCGGGAGAUGAGCCAGUUGAACUGUGCGGCGUUUGUGGCCGGCGUGGUGGAGGGGGUUUGUGAUGGCGCGGAUUUCCCGGCGAGGGUGACGGCGCAUACGGUUGGGGAGGGGGACAUGUGGCCUGGCAAGACGGUGUUUUUGGUCAAGUUUCGGGGGGAGGUUGUUGAGCGGGAGGGUUUCUUGGGGAAGAGCUAG